This is a messenger RNA of Closterium sp. NIES-67, 1798 nucleotides long. NCBI's taxonomy places the organism in Eukaryota, Viridiplantae, Streptophyta, Zygnematophyceae, Desmidiales, Closteriaceae. The record is from the annotation of a GenBank genome assembly.
UGCAGCCUUACUUGGCAAAGAUCAUGCGGAAAUUGGCGAAGAUAUUUCCCGACGAGCUACCGCCCGGCCUACCACCCGAACGACCACACGAUUACAAAAUUGAGCUGGAACCAGGAGCGCAAUCGACCGUCCGAUCGCAAUGGAGGGUGAGUCAACUGGAACUGCUGGAGCUGUGUACGCAACUGGAUUACCAGUUGGAGAAAAAAAUCAUUCGCCCAUCUACGUCACCCUACGCCGCGCUGAUCCUCUUCACCCCCAAAAAGGACGGAGGGCUUCACAUGUGUACCGACUAUCGCGCACUCAACAGCAUCACCAUCAAGUCGCGUUACUUGAUUCCACGAGCCGACGAUCUCAUUGACCAGCUUCGCGGGGCCAGGAUUUUUUCCAAGAUCGAUCUACGAGGAGGUUACCACAAGAUUCGUGUCACCGAAUCUGAUAUCCAAAUUCUGCUUUUCGAACCUCUGGAAUUCUUGGGCCACGUCAUCUCCACCGAAGACGUUAAGAUUGACUUGAAAAGAAAUGCUACUAUUCGCAACUGGGAGGCGCUCACCAACGUCAAAGAGUUGCAGAGUUUUAUGGGUUUCGUCAAUUACGUGCGCCGUUUGAUCCCUCAAAUGGCGGAGUCAAGAGCCCCGCUAACCGACUUGCUCCAGAGAGGAGCUGCGCUUGACCAACCAUUCGUUUUAGUCACAUUGCUCCUUGGGCCAGCCUCACUUAGAAGCUGCUCUUACCAGCAGUCCCGUCGCGACGCGCCUCGCUCAUCGUCGCGCUAGAGGCACCGCGAAGUCGCUGCUGGUCUUCGUGAUUCCGUAGAUUCGGCUUCAUAAGCGCAUAAGUGCACGAAUCUCCCUUACCGGCUCCGUACCUGCUGCCGUCGCCGUUCGUGGCAGGACACCUACCGGCAGAAAUCGACCGGCAUCGACCGGCAGAUUCACGGGCCCUCUAGCGCGCGUGCGAUUAGGUGCGCAGCGUCGCGAUUUGCAAAAAAAAACGAUUUCCCAUCAGUUUUGCGCAAGCCGCCACCACUGCUGUAGUAGAGGCACACGAGAAUCAGCCAUGGCUGCCUCGAGUCGCAGGACACAGGAUCUGCUGAUGGACGACAAGUGGGACCACUGCGUCGAUCUCUCGCUUCGCCGCUUCGUCUACAGCUCCCUCGCUGGCGCCGCUACUGGGCUCGUACUAUUCAGGAGCCCGACCAGUCGGUGGGCCGCUCUAGCCUUUGGCGCUGGCUGCGGCAUCGGCUCUGCCUACACCGACUGCUCUCGCAUUCUGGACGGCCACCUGCCGCAAUUCACCGCCCCUGCCGCUGCUAGAGCUGCCCCGGUUGCCCCUGCCCCUGCUGCCCCUGCUGCUGCUGCUGCUGCUGCUGCUGCUGCUGCUUCGGCUGCCGCUGGUGCAUCAGGGUCGUCGGAUCAACUGCCCCAGGAUUGAGUUGUUCAUCAGGCUGUGUUGCCCGGAGUGGAAAGCCCUCCAGCCGUGCACUGUGUAUUGUCAACCAGAGGAGAAUCCGUUUCCCAGAUUCCAUAUUUGCUGUGCUUCUGAAAAGAAAAACCAUAUUGGAAUAUCCAACCCAACCUCUCUAUGGAUGAGCAUGCCCAGCUUAUGUAGUGGUGGUACACUUCUCCCACAGGAAUCCGUAUUGUUACAAUGUUCGAAGAGACUAUCGGUAGCUUUAGUAGUCUCCCCAACCAGACCCUGAAAGGUUUUGGUUGUCACUUGGUUGGACCUCGCUUUUAGAGUUUUUGGUUCCUUCCUACCUAAGCAUAAAUAUAUCAUGCCCAAAUUCCUAGUUUUUAUG